Quercus lobata is the source of this 1859-nucleotide messenger RNA. RefSeq names its product probable pectinesterase/pectinesterase inhibitor 60. The coding region runs from base 143 to 1723 and encodes 526 amino acids. Gene Ontology annotation, biological process: cell wall modification. NCBI's taxonomy places the organism in Eukaryota, Viridiplantae, Streptophyta, Magnoliopsida, Fagales, Fagaceae. Gene Ontology annotation, molecular function: pectinesterase activity; enzyme inhibitor activity. The record is from RefSeq and is a predicted model, not a curated record. The transcript is spliced from 2 exons.
UAUAUACUUGUCAUUCAUCAUCUUUCAAACAAGCCAACCUAUUUUACUUACCUGUAUCUCCUACAUAUAGAAACCCCCACCACCGAGAUAUGACCCUUAAAAACCUCAAUACCCAAAUCAUAGAAACAAAAAAGAAACAAUCAUGGCCAUGAACACCAGACUCUUAUUCAUAAUAUUCUUUCUCUUCUCUACAACCUUCUUCACAGCCCUUUCUUCCAACAAUUCCUCCAACAUAGACUGGUGGUGCAACAAAACCCCACACCCUGAACAAUGCAAGUACUUCAUGAACAACAGCCACCACGAUUUUGCACCAGAAAACCGAUCUGAUUUCAGAAAAAUGGCGAUCCAAGUGGCCUUGGAUCGUGCCAUGAGUGCACAAAUACAUGCCUUGCAAUUUAGAGAAAAAAUUGAGAACAAUCGCCAAAAAGCAGCUUGGUCAGAUUGUUUGAAACUUAAUGAGUGCACUAUUUUGCAAUUAAACCGUACCCUUCAAGGUAUAGGCACAAAUCGUAGCUGUACAGAUUUUGAUGGACAAACCUGGCUAAGCACAGCCCUCACAAACCUAGAAACGUGUCGACUCGGGUCUUUGGAGUUAAAUGUUUCAGACUUUAUCUCACCUAUCAUGUCCAAUAACAAUGUGUCUGAGCUCAUUAGCAAUAGUUUGGCCAUUAAUGGUGUUAUUCUAGAUGAAGAAAGUAAUUAUACAUAUGGGUUUCCAAGCUGGGUUACAAAGCAUGAAAGGAAGCUGUUGCAAGCAUCAACGUCUUCAAUAAAGGCAAAUCUUGUGGUGGCUAAAGAUGGUUCCGGGAAUUAUAGGACGGUUCAAGCAGCCAUUAACGCAGCAUCAAGGAGGAGAGGUACUGGGAGGUUUGUUAUACAUGUGAAGAGAGGGGUUUAUUUCGAAAACAUUGAGGUUGGCAACAACAACAAUAAUAUUAUGCUCAUUGGUGAUGGCAUGAGGUUUACGAUUAUCUCAAGCGGCCGGAGUGUUGGAGCAGGAGACACCACCUAUAGUUCUGCCACUGCAGGCAUUGAUGGCACUCACUUCAUGGCUCGUGGCAUUACAUUCAGAAAUACUGCUGGUCCCUUAAGGGGCCAAGCAGUCGCGCUCCGAUCAGCUUCGGAUCUCUCCAUCUUCUACCGGUGUGCCAUCCAAGGUUACCAAGACACCCUCAUGGUCCAUUCCCAACGCCAAUUCUAUAGAGAAUGCUACAUCUAUGGCACAAUAGAUUUCAUAUUUGGUAAUGCUGCAGUCGUGUUCCAAAAUUGCAUGAUAUAUGUAAGAAGGCCACUAAGGGGCCAAGUCAAUGUGAUCACGGCCCAAGGUAGAAAUGAUCCAUAUCAAAACACCGGGAUUUCGAUCCAAAACUCUCAAGUACGGGCCGCACCAGACCUCAAGCCCUACAUUCGCUCGUUCAAGACGUACUUGGGGCGGCCCUGGAUGCAAUAUUCCCGCACAGUAUUUCUUCAUACUUAUAUAGACAGCUUGGUGAGUCCAGUGGGAUGGUUGGCAUGGGAUAGGUCUAGUUUUGCUCUAAGUACUUUGUACUAUGGGGAGUAUAAGAAUUUUGGGCCUCGUUCAUCCACCAGAUAUAGAGUGAGAUGGCCUGGAUUUCAUGUUAUAACCAGCCCAAAUGUGGCCUUGCGUUUCAGUGUUAAAGGUCUUCUUGCUGGGAGUUCUUGGCUACCAGGAACAGGUGUACCAUUCACGCCUGGCCUGUGAUCAUGUUGCAUAGUAAUGUAAUAUAAUACAUUGAAGUAAUUUAUCAUUCAUUUAUAAUUUAUUUGUUUGGAAGGAAUAACAUUAUUGUUAUUUGUUUAAUGUUGGAUUUUUCUACAUUGUAAUACCAAUGAAAAAA